UCAUGAUUGGUUCUAAACAUAAGCUGUUUGCGAGCUCCCAUGCUUAUUAGCAAGAAAUCAAAAUGUUCCAAAGAUUAGGGACGAUUGGAGUUGGGGUUGAAGCUAAAAACAGCUAAAGAGCUAUGCAGAUCUUCGUGUGUUUAGAUUUCUGUUUUGGGUUUGAAACCAUUAGGAUCAAAGAAGGUGUGAUUGAAGAGAAGAAGAAAAAGGGUUUGGUGGGUGUUGUUUUCUUGAUUCUGUGAGUAUUCCAUCAAGAAACCAGAAGAUACUCUCUUUUGAUGAUGCUGGAAUGUGUUGUAGUUAGUGGGUUUUGAUUAACUGAUUGUUAUUGAGGGUUUAGGGGAAGAAGAAGAUAAAGGAAAACAAAACAGAUUCUGGGUUGGGUUUAAAAUAAGCAGUGAUGAUGGCUAUGGCCUGCAAGGAUGGUAAGGGAGCGAUUAUGGAUAAUGGUAAGUAUGUUCGCUACACACCUGAGCAGGUUGAAGCACUUGAAAGACUCUAUCAUGACUGUCCCAAACCAAGUUCUCUUCGUCGUCAGCAGCUCAUUCGUGAGUGCCCUAUUUUGUCUAACAUUGAGCCCAAACAGAUCAAAGUUUGGUUCCAGAAUCGAAGAUGCCGAGAAAAACAGAGGAAAGAAGCUUCACGUCUUCAAACCGUGAAUCGAAAGCUUUCCGCCAUGAACAAGCUUCUGAUGGAAGAGAACAAUCGAUUGCAGAAGCAAGUGUCGCAUCUUGUGUACGAGAAUGGCUACUUCCGCCAGCAUACUCAAAAUACUUCACUUGCUACUAAAGAUACUAGUUGUGAGUCGGUUGUGACGAAUGGUCAACACCGAUUGACCGCCCAGCACCCGCCACGGGAUGCUAGUCCUGCUGGACUUUUGUCCAUUGCAGAAGAAACUUUAACAGAGUUUCUUUCGAAGGCAACUGGAACUGCUAUUGAGUGGGUCCAAAUGCCUGGAAUGAAGCCUGGUCCGGAUUCCAUUGGAAUCGUUGCUAUUUCUCAUGGUUGCACUGGCGUGGCCGCACGAGCAUGUGGCCUGGUCGCUCUCGAGCCUACAAGGGUUGCGGAAAUCCUGAAGGAUCGCCCCUCGUGGUUUCGUGACUGCCGAGCUGUUGAAAUCCUCAAUCUGCUACCGACCACCAAUGGUGGAACCAUCGAGCUUUUAUACAUGCAGCUUUACGCCCCCACAACUUUGGCUACGGCUCGUGACUUCUUGUUGUUGCGCUAUACCUCCGUUACCGAAGAUGGAAGUUUAGUGGUUUGUGAACGAUCGCUAAACAAUACGCACAAUGGUCCGAGCAUACCAUCAGUCCCAAACUUCGUGCGAGCCGAGAUGUUGCCUAGUGGGUGCUUGAUUCGACCCUGUGAAGGAGGCGGUUCGAUUAUUCACAUUGUGGAUCAUAUGAAUUUAGAGGUAAUUGCCGUGCCUGAAGUCUUGCGCCCGUUAUACGAGUCGCCAAUCGUGCUUGCUCAGAAAAUGACGAUGAUGGCGUUACGCCAGCUGAGGCAGAUAGCUCUCGAAGUUUCACAAUCCGGAUCCCCAAAUUGGGGCCGAAGACCUGCAGCGUUACGAGCGCUUAGCCAGCGGUUGAGCCGGGGGUUCAACGAGGCUCUUAAUGGGUUCACCGAUGAGGGAUGGUCUUUGAUGGCUAAUGAUGGGGUGGAUGAUGUUACGAUUCUCGUAAACUCUUCUCCGGAAAAACUCAUGGGAUUUAAUCCGCCUUUUGCAAACGGAUAUCAAACGGUUAGCAAUUCCGUCUUGUGUGCAAAAGCCUCGAUGCUUUUACAGAACGUCCCUCCGGCCCUUCUACUUCGGUUUCUGAGGGAGCACCGGUCGGAAUGGGCAGACAACAGUAUCGAUGCUUAUUCGGCUGCAGCGGUUAAACUUGGUCCUUGCAGCCUACCAGGGUCUCGAGUCGGUAAUUUCGGGGGUCAAGUGAUUCUUCCACUGGCUCACACUAUUGAGCAUGAAGAGUUGUUGGAGGUUAUUAAGAUGGAGGGCGUCGGGCAUUGCCCUGAAGACGGAUUAAUGCCGAGAGACAUGUUUCUCCUUCAACUUUGCAAUGGAAUGGACGAGAAUGCCGUCGGCAUGUGUGCGGAACUCAUAUUUGCUCCCAUCGAUGCUUCUUUUGCCGAUGAUGCGCCUCUUUUGGCUUCCGGUUUUCGUAUCAUUCCUCUCGACCCAAUCAAGGUUAGGAUCGACGAGGCUUCAAGUCCCAAUCGCACCCUCGAUCUUGCUUCUGCUCUUGAAAUCGGAGGGUCCGGGACUAAGAUUUCCAGCGACCGCAAUGCUGCUAGUGGCACUGUUCGUUCCGUGAUGACAAUUGCAUUUGAAUUUGCGUUCGAGAGCCAUAUGCAAGAAAGCGUAGCCUCAAUUGCCCGCCAAUAUGUUCGUAGCAUUAUAUCGUCGGUUCAGAGGGUGGCGUCCGCACUAUCUCCGAACAUGAACCCGAAUCUCGGGCUUCAGGCACCACUAGGCACCCCCGAAGCCCAUAUUCUCGCUCGUUGGAUUUGCCGUAGCUACAGUUGCUAUUUGGGAACGGAACUGCUUAAAUCCGAGGGAGAAGGAAGCGAAUACAUCCUGAAAUCGCUAUGGCACCAUUCCGAUGCAAUCAUGUGCUGCUCCCUUAAGGCGUCGCCCGUAUUCACGUUUGCAAACCAAGCUGGGUUAGACAUGCUCGAGACGACACUGGUCGCACUUCAAGACAUUAGUUUGGAGAAAAUCCUCGACGAGCAUGGACGGAAAGGUCUUUCCGCGGAGUUUGCGCAAAUCAUGCAACAGGGGUUCGCGUGUCUUCAAGGGGGCGUGUGUUCAUCGAGCAUGGGGAGACCGGUUUCGUACGAGAGAGCCGUGGCGUGGAAAGUCUUGAACGAAGAAGAAAACGCUCAUUGUGUGUGCUUUACGUUCAUCAAUUGGUCGUUUGUUUAACGGACCCGUAUGUAUUUCAUAUUUGAAGACUAUUUAUGUUGACAACAUUUUGAUGGGUCCUUGUGGUUUGAAAUGUCGUCAAGGUAGCUAUUCGUAUUUAUUAUGUAUUACGUUGAACGGGAUUUCGUACGCUAUUAAUUCAGGUUUUAUAUAAUUCUCGUGUGUGAAA
Molecule: messenger RNA, 3098 nt
Organism: Cynara cardunculus var. scolymus (artichoke)
Lineage: Eukaryota; Viridiplantae; Streptophyta; Magnoliopsida; Asterales; Asteraceae
Product: homeobox-leucine zipper protein ATHB-15-like
Exons: 17
Coding region: 401-2929 (842 amino acids)
Molecular function (GO): DNA-binding transcription factor activity; DNA binding; lipid binding
Source: RefSeq, a predicted model, not a curated record